UACCAGUUCACAUGACGAGAGAUGGUUUAUUCAGACACUGUGGCUGUGACCGACUUCUAAUCGCGUUUACUGCUCCUUUCUGUCGGCAAGGACGGAUACUAAUUUAACGCUGUCAUCUGUCUUCAGCCAGCGGAGAGACAACAACAGGAAGAGCAACAGCAAGCGACGCUACGGUUCGAGCUACCGGUCAGUGAAGUCAAGUGCAGUUUGAAGACCCACCUGCGCCCGCAGCGGCGACACAGCACCACCGCUCCGGGCUUUAUUCUGCCUUCCACAGGAGGGAACGACGUUUGAAAUACCUGCGGCUGUGAUUUGACUUCAAGGAUGAAAGUCUGCCGAGCUUUGGCGGCGCUCAGCAUCGCCUGGUUCGCGGGUUUAGGUUGCGUUCAGGCUGUUACUCUGGAGGUGAGGGAGGGGAACUCCACCUGCAUUAAGGCUGAGCUGUCUGCAUCCUUCUCCAUCACAUACAACACCUCCAGCAGCACAAGAACAGUGCAGGUCCUUCUGCCCAACUCCACCACGGUCGAUGCAGGGAGCAGCUCGUGUGGCGCAGGCGGCUUCCCCUGGCUGGUGGGGGUGUUCGGAUCCGGCCACACACUGGGGCUGAGCUUUUCCACCAAUGGAAGUCGGUAUGAUGUCGCUAACCUGACACUGCAGUACAACCUGAGCGACACAUCAGUCUUCCCUGGGGCCAACAGCUCCGAUGUGGUCACAGUGGUGUCUGCUUCAGUUGGGAUCUCGGCAGCAAUCAACACCACCUACCGGUGUCUGAGUCCAGUCACUAUUGGAGUCGGUGGAGCAUCUGUCACUUUCUCUGAUAUGAGACUUGAGGCAUACAUGCCAGGAAAUGACCUGAGUCCAACAGAAAGCAUAUGUGUGGCAGAUGAAACCAGCACAGCCGCUCCACCUACUACUGCCAGUACAACAACAACAGCAGCUCCAGCACCAACCCCUCCAGGAACUCCUGAACGGGGCACCUACUCUUUAAAAAACACCAAUGGCACCAUUUGUCUCCUGGCCCAAAUGGGACUGCAGCUUAACGUCUCGUACUUGUCUCAGUCUCAGAAUAAGACUGUCCAAGAAUUAUUGAAUCUGACUCCUAAUCUGACAAGUUCAUCGGGAUCAUGUGGAGCCAGCAGCACUACCUUGGUUUUGACACAAGAACGAAUCACUACACUUAACUUCACCUUCACUUUGAACUCCACAUCCAACAGGUACCACCUGAGUGGGAUAACUCUGCUCGCUAAUUGGUCUGAUAUGACUGCUCCCCUCUCAGUCAACAACACCAAUCUCAACUACCUGCAGAGUACGUUGGGCCACUCUUAUAUGUGCAACGCAGAGCAAACCCUGGUUGUGGAACCAACCUUCUCGCUCAACACAUUCAGAUUGCAUGUCCAGCCGUUUGGCAUCUCAACAGACCAGUUUGCUACAGCGGAGGAGUGUCAGAUGGACCAAGACCAGAUGCUGAUCCCCAUCAUAGUUGGAGCAGCUCUUGCUGGUUUGGUGCUCAUUGUCCUCAUUGCUUACCUAAUAGGCAGGAAGAGGAGCCAUGCUGGAUACCAGACCAUCUGAAUGGACCCUUCCCUUAACUUAAACCUGGCUGAAUAGUGGAGAGAUGAACCCCAGCGUGUGAAUGAGCAAAAAAUAGACUGUUCGGACAUGAGCAUGAGUGAAUGGAAACAGUUGUUCCUCUGUGGUGAGUGCAUGUGUUUGCAAAAUCCUAUGUGACCACUGGAUGUUUUAUUUUCCCUGUCAUGCUCUGUGGACGAUAAUGAGAGGCAGAAUACCUGCUAACUUUAGAUAUUAGUGAAAGCCUGAGAGGACUGAGACUUCACACAUCAAAGAUGGAGUUUUGAAUUUGCUGUUGCAAGUUCACUGUUAAAAGUUUGCCUCUACUCUUAUUUCAUUAUGUUCUAGGAAUUGGAUUUGCUUGAACUGCUUUUUGUUGUUUUAGCUGCGUAAUUAUUUAUGAAGAAUCAUACAGGAGGUAGAAAGUGACAAAUGAACUGUAAGAAAAAGUCCCAUUUGUUUGACAAUUGGCAAUAUUUUAAGUUGGAAUAGGAUUACUGUGCCUACACAUGCUUACUAGUACUUUUUUUUUUUUAAACUUCAUGAGCAUUCGAUGAUCCCACCAUCUCUAGAAAAAGGGAAAGCUCUGAAUGUGCGUCUUUUCCAAUCAUGUUCCUGCAGAUGGAUUGAAGCCUGUCCCAUCAGUGCACUGCAGUUUAAUUGAACCAAACAAAGUUUUUUAAUUGUGAGUACAAAAAUGGGAUGCUUGUUUAAACAGUGUGCAGUAAUGAGGCCAUACAGUGUGCAAAUUUACAUUGGACGACUUAAUAGGUACAUGGGUUGAUCUUCUAUUUUUGCUUUUCAGCACCCUCUCCCAACAGAAAUGUUACAUAAAUUAUAGUUAUUUGAUCUUUUAUUUUUAUAGAAAAUGGUUUAAUCUCAUUUUCUAUUAUGCAUCUUACUUCAAGUUAAUAAAAAUCAUUAAGUCCA
Stegastes partitus (bicolor damselfish) is the source of this 2499-nucleotide messenger RNA. It is a transcript of the gene lamp1a, whose product is annotated as lysosomal associated membrane protein 1a. The coding region runs from base 325 to 1572 and encodes 415 amino acids. The transcript is spliced from 9 exons. Gene Ontology annotation, biological process: establishment of protein localization to organelle. Gene Ontology annotation, cellular component: late endosome membrane; lysosomal membrane; plasma membrane. NCBI's taxonomy places the organism in Eukaryota, Metazoa, Chordata, Actinopteri, Pomacentridae. The record is from RefSeq and is a predicted model, not a curated record.